Zingiber officinale is the source of this 1086-nucleotide messenger RNA. RefSeq names its product inositol-tetrakisphosphate 1-kinase 1-like. Gene Ontology annotation, cellular component: cytoplasm. The record is from RefSeq and is a predicted model, not a curated record. Bases 1 to 1086 code for a protein of 361 amino acids. Gene Ontology annotation, molecular function: magnesium ion binding; inositol-3,4,5,6-tetrakisphosphate 1-kinase activity; inositol-1,3,4-trisphosphate 5-kinase activity. NCBI's taxonomy places the organism in Eukaryota, Viridiplantae, Streptophyta, Magnoliopsida, Zingiberales, Zingiberaceae. The transcript is spliced from 2 exons. Gene Ontology annotation, biological process: inositol trisphosphate metabolic process.
AUGGCGGAGCCUUCCGAUCGUCGGUUCUUGGUGGGCUACGCGCUCUUGCCCGAGAAGGAGCAGAGCUUCAUCCGGCCCUCUCUCGUGACCACAGCUCGUGACCGCGGCAUUGAUCUCGUCCGCAUCGACUCCUUGCGGCCCCUCAUCGAGCAGGGCCCCUUCGACUGCGUGAUCCACAAGCGCCAAGACGAAAAAUGGAGGCUCCAGCUCAUCGAUUUCAGAGCCAAGAACCCCAGCAUACCCAUCGUCGACCAAACCCUCCACAAUAUCGAUCUCCUCCUCAACCGCAUUACCAUGCGGGAGUUCGUCUCCAAGAUCAAUAUACAUCCUGGAACAGAGACCUUCGGGGUCCCAAAGCAGAUGGUGAUCUACCACCAGAACAAUGUCUUGCACAAUUACUAUGAGAAGAUCGAGUCCUGCCUCGGGUUCCCCAUCAUCGUCAAGCCCGUCCGCUGCAACACAAGCAAUAAGUCACACAGGAUGACCUCUCGCCUUGGUACUAUCCUUUCCAUGCCAUGGCUCCAAUUUCCCAUGGUUCUACAGCAGUUCGUCAAUCAUGGCGGGGUCGUUUUCAAAGUCUACGUCGCAGGAAAUUACGUGCAGUGCGUGAAAAGAAAGUCCCUCAAGUUGCAAAGGCGGUGCGUGAAAAGAAAGUCCCUCAAGGAUAUACGCGGCGAUGAUCUCUUUCCCUUUACUUACUCUCGUGUACCCCCUGGACCCUAUCAGAACCCUGAAGACGUCGAAUAUGCUGAAAAUCUUGAAGCGGCAGAGCUUCCUUCAUCGAGCUGUCAGAACCCUGAAGACGUCGAUGACGAAGAUGUAGAAGCAGCAGAGCUGCCUCCACAGAGCUUUCUGGAGAAGAUAGCAAGGGGCUUGCGGCAGGCUACGGGAUUGCGACUCUUCAACUUCGACAUGAUAAGGGAUGCGGAUGCCCGCGACCAUUACUUCAUCAUCGACAUUAAUUACUUCCCCGGCUACUCCAAGAUGCCUGGUUAUGAAGAAUUUGUAACCAACUUUUUAUGGGACAUGGUUCAUGAGAAAGGGGAAUCUGAUGCUGGCAGUUCUUCUUUCUCCGCCACGGACUGA